Molecule: messenger RNA, 2375 nt
Organism: Larimichthys crocea (large yellow croaker)
Lineage: Eukaryota; Metazoa; Chordata; Actinopteri; Sciaenidae
Gene: gab3
Product: GRB2 associated binding protein 3
Exons: 10
Coding region: 37-1665 (542 amino acids)
Biological process (GO): signal transduction
Cellular component (GO): cytoplasm
Molecular function (GO): signaling adaptor activity
Source: RefSeq, a predicted model, not a curated record
UUUGGAGUGGCUCGGCUGAAUACCAGAACACAGGAUAUGCUUCACACUGCUCUCAGUUUCACAGCAGCAGCAGCAGCAGCCGCAGCAGCAGCCGUGAGGACGACACACUCUGCAGUCAAGAUGAGUGCUGGGGAUGUGGUCUGCACCGGCUGGCUCAUUAAAUCCCCUCCGGAGAAGAAACUAAAGAGAUUUGCGUGGAGGAAACGAUGGUUUGUUCUUCGGCGAGGUCGCAUGAGCGGUAAUCCAGAUGUGCUGGAGUACUAUCAGAGCAAGAACUCCAAAAAGCCAAUCCGCAUCAUCGACCUGAAGGAGUGUGAGGUCGAAAUGCUGAACGGGCAACUCAGGAUAAAGCGAGACUUCCACGGGAAGCACCUCUUUGUGGUGAAGACGUCGUCUCGUGUUUUUUACCUGGUGGCCAAAACUGAGGAAGAGAUGAACAGCUGGAUCAGCAGUAUCAGUCAGAUUUGUCAGUUUGGGAGCCUGGAGGAUGCAGAGAGCUCAGAAGAAGGCUUUCCCCACACCCCCACCUCCCUUCAGCCAUCUCCUGACAGCUCUGACCGAGCAUCUGUAUCAAGCCAACUGGAUUCCAGUCAUUCACUGGACUACCUUUUUCUCUCACAGUGUGAGACGGGGAGUGUAAGUAGACAUAACAGCUUUUCAAACUCUGAGAUCUCUUUGGAGCAGAAAUCAUCAGACGAUGCUGCCAAGGAUAUUAUCCCCUCACCCCCCCUUUACACCGAUUCCUCUGCAUCCUCCAUCUCUCAUGCGAGCCCAAGCCCAUCUCUUUUCCCCCAUGGGAGGUUGACUAACCCUCCUUUCAGCGCUCCGUGCACCUCCAUGGCUUUACCGACAUCGUCUUCCUCUCCACUACGCCACUGUGCCACAAAUGUCUUCCAGUUUGACCACGCUGCACUAUUUCCCCGGAGGACAUCUUUGUCAAGCCUGGACCAUUUCAUAAUAGGAGAUGCUGAUAAUCGAUUGAUGAGGAGGAGGCAGAGUCUGAAUUUGCCUUGUCUAAGCACCAUACGGGUUCAAAGCUACGAGGAUGAGUCAUAUGUCCCCAUGGCUUCCCCUUCUCCUUCUGUUACCGCCACUGAAUGUGAUGGUUACCUCCCCAUGAGCCCGAGAACAUUCAGUUUCCUCAAUUCAAGCAGCAAUGCUGAGUCCUCACCGACUCUCAGUCAACUAGUAUGUCAACCUGGAAAUUUUGCGCCGCCACCAAUUCACCGGCAUCUAAAGCCUCGCUUGAGGAGAGCUCGACCACCACCUCUUGACUUGAGAGGCCUCUCUACAAUCACAGAAUGUCCCACUCAUCUACCUUUGAGCAGAGCAAUGACUGAAUUAUGCUUUCCACUGAACUGUUUACCUGAAAGAAUACUUGAGAACGGAGGCAAUUCAAGAAACGAAGACACAAACUGCACACCAAUGGAGUCAAGGCAGGUCUGUCUCACCCUCGAUGGAGCGGUUCAAACCUGGGCGAGGAGAUCAAAUCUUGAUUAUUUGUCACUGGAUUUCAAUUCGGCAUCACAGUCUCCUGUGCAGAAGCAGAAGCCCUUCCUGUCCGAUGACCACAAAGUGGAUUAUGUGCAGGUGGAUGAGAAGAAGACUCAGGCGCUGCUAAACACCAAAAUGGAGUGGACAGACGUGCGGCAGUCAAAAACAUAAAUGGGAAAUAUGUGAUGACAAAAAUCAGGAACACUUGGUUUCAAGAAGACCAAAAAUAACACCAGCAAGGAGGCCAUACAUGAAGAGGACCAAAAACUAUUUAAAAGCACUUUGAAAAACAGUAUUAAAAGUAAAAGCACAAGAGUGAGUAAGCAGUUGCUUGUUUGCAGGGUGGAAACACAAAAUUGCACUGUAAAAACUUAAUUAACUUUGAGUAUAUCUGCACUGUAAAUAACACCAGAUUGUGCACUCUAUCACAAUAAUUUUUACUGUAGCAUAACGUUUUACCAAAUUUUAAAAAGGGCAUCAUGUUGCUUUGUUGUAAAAAAAAAAAUCUACGAGACAUGCUGUAAAUGUAUGUAAAAUAAUCGUGACCUGUAAAGAAGGCAAAUAUUUUCAUGAUAAAAUGUUCUUUUUUAAAAUAUUUCUCUCCCUCAUUAUGUAUCAUGACCCAAAAUGUUCCAUCCUGAGCUUUCUCUUUCUCCUGAAGUCGAAGCGAACUGCUCCUUCUAUGACCUUCAUAUUGAAGAUGUUGUGAUUGCAGCAAAUUAUGAACAUUAUUUCCUGUACAUCCCCAAAAAUGUUAUCUUUGGUUACACAGACACAACUAAAUAUUACAUCCAUGAGUCAAAUUUUAUUAGAAGCAAACCAUCAUUGUCUGUUUUCAUAAACAGUGUUAAACAUAAUUAAAUCAUUUUCUCCUCUUUAAA